Pseudomyrmex gracilis is the source of this 2290-nucleotide messenger RNA. RefSeq names its product homeobox protein MSX-1-like. The coding region runs from base 544 to 1782 and encodes 412 amino acids. Gene Ontology annotation, biological process: regulation of transcription by RNA polymerase II; embryonic morphogenesis. Gene Ontology annotation, cellular component: nucleus. Lineage: Eukaryota; Metazoa; Arthropoda; Insecta; Hymenoptera; Formicidae. The transcript is spliced from 3 exons. The record is from RefSeq and is a predicted model, not a curated record. Gene Ontology annotation, molecular function: DNA-binding transcription factor activity, RNA polymerase II-specific; RNA polymerase II transcription regulatory region sequence-specific DNA binding.
GCGCUCGGAUCCCACCACGAUCGCCCGGCCGUAGGCAAAAGGAAAAAUCAGGGCGUUACUGGUUGAGCGGUCAAACUCAGUUCACACGGAGAGCUCGGCUUGGCUGGAAGGUUAGCGAAGCUGCUUGAUCCAACGGACAUCGUCCACGAGAGCUGUCAAACGUCGGACAAAUGUUCUCGGCGUGACGUCGAUGUGCUUUGUGCGCGUCCUCUCUUUUGUGCGUGUCUCUCUCUCUCUCUCUUGAAGCCGCCCGCCUUCGGUGGCGAAAAUCUCGUUGACUCUCUCCGACCGACUCUCAGACUCCGAAAAUUGUAGAGUCUCUCCGUAACACCGAAAAAAAAAGAAAAAUCAUGCAAGUCAGCAAGUCGUCCGUGAGGAAGUGAAACUACGCCGAGCCGCUCCAAUUUUCUCGAAGAAAUGUGAGCAAAUAGAGCUCGCUCACAGAUUCAGAAAUACUCACACAAGUCUUUUUGGAGACAUUUGGUUUGUGGAUUCAGGAAGUGUUAAUUGACGCGGAACGUGUGUCAGUCGCGACGUCCGAGAAUGACAGUAAUAACGAUGACCUCGCCGGUGACGCCUGCAUCAACCAGUCCGCCGGAAUCGCCCGACGGAUCCAAUGCGUUGCAGGGUGCUUCCAAACCGGCUCAUCGAUUGAGCUUCUCCGUCGCAGCUUUGUUAGCGGACACAAGAAAGACGUCGGAAUCCUCAAUGUCGCCGAGAUCUCCUGUUUCCUUGUCCUACUCGCCGAUACGACAAGAGUCCCGAAUACCCAUAAAUUCUAUUGUAUCAAGUCGUGCAGAAUUCAAAAGAUUUACUACGCCAUUGUUAUCGCCCGGUCUCAAUUCCCAAGAAGCUAGACUUUCGGUCUCUCCGCAAAGCGACUCUAGAAUUUCAUCUAUGUAUCCGGACACAACCGGGUUCGAGUCGCCAGGCAGACGAUCGACGACCUCUGAGAGCGUCGUCGAUUAUCACGCGCGUUCAUCCGUUAACGCGAGAGCCACCACUCCGGAAUCCGUUACAGCCUCCUCGUCGCCGAAGAUCGUCGGAAGUCAUCAUCAGGACGUCGGCUCGCAAUCACCCAGAAGCAGUUCUCACGGUGAGGCUCACUCGAGGUGUUCGGAAACGGACGACGACGAGAGCAGACUGGUGGACGUCGAGGAUCUUCAGCAUCAUGCGACAUCAAGCCCGACUCCGGUUAGGCCAACUCCGGCCUAUCUCGGGGGUUUCUCCGCCCUAGGCGGUAUCCCCGGGAUCCCGGCGAGUCUUCAUCCGGUCUGGGCCGGCGGACAUCAGAACGCGGCUGCGGCCGCCGCCGCGGCCGCGGCUGCCGCGGCUACGGCUACGUUCUUCCCGUCUCACUUCUCUCAUCAUGCUCCUCUGAACGAGAACGGCGAGCCGGCGAAGAUUAAGUGCAACCUGAGGAAGCACAAGCCGAACCGUAAACCCAGAACGCCCUUCACGACCCAGCAGUUACUGGCCCUUGAGAAGAAGUUCAGGGAGAGGCAGUACUUGAGUGUCGCCGAGAGAGCGGAAUUCUCGUCGUCGUUACAUCUCACCGAGACACAGGUUAAGAUCUGGUUUCAGAAUCGUCGCGCUAAAGCGAAACGUUUGCAGGAAGCGGAGAUCGAGAAAAUGAGAAUGUCUGCCGUGAGGCAGCAUCACACCGCACUUUACGGAUCGCAUCCUGGAAUCUUGACUCCCGCUGGUCUUUAUCCCGUAGGAAUGCUUUCUCAUCACGGGUUGGCGCAUCCUGCGAUCGCUCAGCAUUCAGUGAGAGAAUGAAAGUAACACCUACAAAGAAAUCUAUACAAGCCACUUGACUUUAAGAAAUAAAAAAAAAAAAAAGAGAGGCACAACGCAUUCAGAGCAACCAACUUCGAAAACUCGUGUAAUUUCGUGAAAUAAUUUCGUUUCUUCAAAACUCGCGCCGAUUGCCGCGCUCAAAGUUCGCGGGACUGUAACGAGAAGAAUCUCAUAUCGACUUUACUUUGUUUUCUUUGUUUAGAGACAAAAUGUGCGGAGGUUUCACACAGUGGUUGUAAAAUUAACGCUUAUAAGAAAAGUCGAUAAGAAGAAAAAACUAUUUUGAAAAAAAAAAAAGUUGUAAAUAAAAUUGUAAAUAGGUCGGGUCGUUUUGAUUGCUUUGUACAUACAAUCCCUAUGGUAAUCCACACGUGAGAUAAGAGUCGCAUCGUUUGAUGCAAACAAUAAAGCAAAUAAAUCUCAAUAUCUUUGAAGCAAAAAAAUUCCUUUUCCAAUUUUGUAUAAAUGUAAAAGCGAAUAUAUAUAU